Messenger RNA from Candidula unifasciata, 1002 nucleotides. NCBI's taxonomy places the organism in Eukaryota, Metazoa, Mollusca, Gastropoda, Stylommatophora, Geomitridae. The record is from the annotation of a GenBank genome assembly.
AUGGCAAGUAACGCGAGCACAUCUGUUUGGGAAGAAUUUAUAAACACAAAAGUAAUAAACAUUCUAGAUACCCUGAUCAGCUGCUACCUUCUCCUAUUUACCACAGUGGUUGGCAUUGUCGGAAACAGUGUGACAUUAAUUGUUCUGUGUCGAAUCGGAUUUAAAGACGCUAGUAACAUUAUAUUACUUUCUUUGGCUGGUGUCGAUCUCUUCUUCUUGAUACAACUCUUUAUUCGAAAACUAUCUUAUGUAAUAGAGAUAUUUGAUUCAUUCUAUGCAGAAAUUUAUAGAUCAUACACCGUGUGUUACUUGUAUGUUUUUGAUCUAGCUCCUGUGCUUAUUUCUAUUAGCCACAUUGUUGUCAUAUCAACAGAACGAUUACUGGCUGUGUUCUUUCCACUUAGAGUUUGUCAGUGGUUUACACGUAAGAGUGUAACUAUGACUUUAAUCAGUGUAUACCUGACUUGGAUUAUUGCAUUGCAGCCGUGGGUUUAUUCACACCGCAGAGUCGAAUGGGGUUACAACGCAAACUAUAAUCGAACAUAUACUUAUCUGGUAUUUACAGAAUGGUACAUUUCGAAUGCAGAAAUAUUAACAUUUUUCGGAUACAUUAUUAUAAAUUCGGUUACUGGAAUGUUUUGCCUGCUUGUUGCAACAAUGUCUUGUGCUAUAGCAUACAGAUUACAUAUUUUGACCAAACGUCGUUCAACAAUGACCUUCAAAACGGUGGUUAAAAACUCUGACUUAGAUUUGAAAGUCUCUCGUAUGUUGCUGGUGGUUUGUGUUGUGUAUUGCUUUUGCAACAUUCCGUCGUUUGUCAUCUACUUUGGGUACUACACAUUUCCUGUAACUGUGAAGCACUUUGAGCUGAAUAAUUUUCUGCGACAUUUGGAAGAAGUGUUCAUGGCAUUAAACUGCACCGCGAAUUUUUUCAUAUAUGUACUUAUGUCGUCUAAAUUCCACGGUACUGUUAUAAGAACUUUUCAUGUGCAGAAAAGCUAA